This is a messenger RNA of Dracunculus medinensis (Guinea worm), 985 nucleotides long. The record is from the annotation of a GenBank genome assembly. Lineage: Eukaryota; Metazoa; Nematoda; Chromadorea; Rhabditida; Dracunculidae.
CCCAUGUUUCGCUAAGAAUUCAUUUCAUCGUCCAAAAUAUGCAUUUUGUGCUAUUGAAGCUUGUGAAUUCAUAUUAGGCGUCGCUCAUUUACUCCUAUGUUUGCCGUUUUUUCCAUUUUUCGUGCCAAUAAUUUCUGGUGUUUUCGGCUUAAUAACAGCGAUUCAUGCUUUUUUUUUGCGCUAUCCUAAUAGAAUCGAUUUUAUUCUGUUUUGCUGCAGUACUUUACUCGGUUUUGCUUUACUUGUAAUCUCGAUAAUUGAAUCAUUUUGCGGAAUCGAAAAAACAAUCAGUAUUUCAAAAGGAAUUUGUUUUGGUAUUGCUUAUCGUACUGUAACACUUCGAGAUUCGUGCAACGAUCUCUUACAAUUUUUUCAUAAAACUUUAGAAGAUAAAAUAUCUCAUUUGGCUUCAAUCCGAUUUUUUGUAACUAUUGUUAUUGCCAUUCUAGCCAUUGGUAAAAUUUUUUUGCUAUUUAAGUCUAGAAAUUUCAGAUUCAAUAUUCGUUCUUUCCAUGUUCAGUUUGUGAAUGCCUUAUUAAUGAUACCUGUCGCUUUUCUUCAUCAUCGCUAUUGCUGUACUUACUUUUAUGUUUGGCCAAGCUUAGCCGUUUCCUUUUAUGCCAUUUUGCAAUCUUUUGUCGCAUGGAAAUGCAAGUUUUGUGAACUUUUUACUAAUACGAUCAACCUAAUCGGAUCCGCGCUUGGGAUGUUACUGAUUGCAAUAGCUUCAUUUGGAAUAUUUUGCACCUUUGAACGAUUAUUUCAUUUUGCAACUGACUUAUUUCCAUUUUACCGAUACUGCGAGUGGCCACUUUCUGAAUACAACUAUUGUUAUCGAGUACUCGAUUUUCAAAGUCCAUAUAACGAAUGGAAUAAUCAAUCAAUAUUUUCCGAAAUAAUUGUAAUACAGCUGACCGUAUACAUGUUGAUAUAUAUCAGCGCUACCGCGCAACUGAUCUUAUCUUUAAAAUUAUUAUUUUGCUGA